AUGGGUCAAGUUGGUAGUUUGGAUAAAAAUCACAAUCAAGCUCCACUGCUAUUAUCAAAUGGAUUAAUACUAAAGAAAAUAUCCUUUUUGAACAAGAUAUUUGCUAUUGAUGGUUCAAAUGGUUCAUUCUUAAUGCCCAAAACUCCAUUAUCAGAAUUUGUUCAAAAUGUUAAAUCUGAUGAAUGGCCAUUCUUAUUGAAAUUAAAUAAUAAAGAUCAAGUUCAAUUAACUUUUGGUUUAUCUUUGGAUUUAUUAGAUGAUUUUAAAACUAUGCAAAAUAUGAAACAUUUUACAAUUUUUAAUAAUUUAAAAAUUGUUAUACAAAAUGCCAAUGAUUCCAAGAUAUUAGUUGAUGAAAUAUUAUCAAGAGUUGUUGAAUUAAAAGAAAAAUCAUUAAAUCCUAAUAUUCAUUCCAAAAAUGAUUCAAAUCAAAUAAUUAUAAAUCCUAUUGAUAAUUUUUUUGACAUAAAGAUUGAUUUUGAUAAAUUACAAGGAUUUAUUGGGAAAUUAUAUAUUACAAUCUUGGGUAAUAAUGAAGAAAUUUUCAAAACUAUAGUUUAUUUAGAUGAUGUUAAUAUGCAAUUAAAUAAAGAACGGAAAAUUAGUGAAUCUGGUUCAAUACCCAAAAUUAAAGAAGAUUAUAAUAAAACUGAUUUAGAAAGUUUACAUUCACAAAAUAGUAAUCAACCAAAAACUGAUUUAAUUAAUUUAAAAGAUCCACAAUAUGAAUUUAUGAUUGAUGGUAUAACAUUUAGAAAUAAAUUAUUUGAAAUUGAAGAAAAUUUAAUAAAUUUUAAAUCUUUAAUGAAGAAUAUUAUAAAAAAAUCUCAAGCUUUAGAAGAAUCUGAAAGAAAUUUAGCUAUAACAAGAUCAAAUUUAUCUUCAUCCCUUUCAGAUUUAAAUAAUUAUUCAUCAAAUAUAAAUGGAACUAUAUUAAAAGAUAUAAUUAAUGAUUUAAUUCCAAUCUUUACUGAAAAAUCAACAGAAAAUAUUGAAAAUGCAAAUUUAAUUAUGAAAAACAUUACAACACCUUUCCUACUUUUUUAUAAUUCAGAUUUUAAAUUAUUACAAAACAAGAAAAAAUUAUAUAAUGAUCAAUUAAAAGAAUUUAAAAAUUGGGAAAUUGAAAAUUCUUCAAAUGAUGAAAAUUAUAAUAAUGAAGAAUCUUUAAACAAGAGAAUACAAUUUGAACUUAAUAGAUUAAAUUAUUUUAAUUAUUUAAAUGAAUUUAGAAAUGGUUAUUUAAUUAGAAAUUUAAUUCAUAAUUUAGCUGUUUUUUUACAACAAGAUUUUAAUAAAAAACCAUCAAAUUCAAAUGUUGAAUUACAUAUAACAAAAGCUUUAGAUUAUUAUAGUAAUUUCAAUAAUUAUAAAAUUGAACAAAAUUUAUUUAAAGGGAAAUUACAAUCUAUAAAAUCAAUUGAUGAAUUAAUUUCAAUUUUAAAACCUGAUCCAACACAUAAUACCAAUAAUGCACCACCACAUACAUCAUCAAGUACAAAUAAUUCCUCAAUCACAUUACAUGAAAGACCAAAACCAAUAUCAAAAGAUAGUGUUACAUCAAUUGUAUCUUCAUAUGGUAAUCAACCAAUUCAUGGAUCUAAUCAACAACAACAACAUCAAAUUUCAAGAAAUAAUUCAAAUCCUAAAAGAUCUCAAGAUGAUUUAAUUUUAAGAAAUUCAAAUUCUAUAAAGAGAAAAUCAAAUUCAAUGAAUAGAAAAUCAUCAUAUACUCCAAAUGUUGAUCCUCCUUUAAAUAUUCCAGGUAAUUCACCUUUAGGUAUUGUAAGAAAUAUUGAUCAAAGUAAUUUAAUUUGUUGUGAUUGUGGUUCAACUAAAUCUGUUGAUUGGAUUUCAAUAAAUUUAUUAAUGGUUAUGUGUAUUGAUUGUUCAGGGAUUCAUAGAUCUUUAGGUACACAUAUUUCUAAAAUUAGAUCUUUAACAUUAGAUAUUAAAGCAUUUGAAUCAAGAGAAUCUAUUGAAUUAUUAUAUCAUGUUGCUAAUGGUUUUGCAAAUUCUUAUUGGGAAGCUGAAGUUACUUUAAAAACAAAAAUUACACCAAUUUGUUCAAUUGAAGAACGUAAAUCAUUUAUUAUAAAUAAAUAUCAAAAUAAAAAAUUCAUUUCAAAAGAAUCAAGUUUUAAACCAAAUGAAUCAUUAGUUAAAGGUGUUCAUACUGCAAAUAUUCCAUUAAUUUUAAAAUCUUUAGCAUUAGGUGCAAAUAAUAAUAUGGUUGUCCUAAAGAAAGUUGGACCUGUUCAAUUAGAAUUAUCAUUAUUUGAAUAUGCAUUAACACAUUUCCAUGGAACAAUUGAAAAUCCCAUAUUUGAUGUUGCAACAAUUUUAAUUUUAAAUAAUACACCUUUUAGUGAUAGAGUAUCAACAAAUUUACCUUUAGGACCAAGACAAAAACAAUUUUGGGCUGAAAAAAUUGAUCAAUAUUAUCCUAAACCAACUACAUUCCAACCUAAAAGACAAUCAUUUGAUUCUAGAGCUCAUCAAAAUUCAAAUGGAUUUGGUAGUAAUGGUAAUGGAAUCAUUACAAAUGGUAUAUCACAACAUUCAAGAUCAAAAUCAAUAAGGAAAAGUUUGAGUUUAAAAAAUUUAACAAAUGAAAAAAGAAAAGAUAUAGAUAAUAAACCUAAUGGGAAGAAUGAUGAAAAGAAAGAUAAAGAAAAGAAUAAAGAAAGGGAAAGAUCUAAAGAAAAUUCCAAAACUAAAGAAAGUAAUGAACCACAAAAGAAAGAUAGAACUAAUAGAGCAAGUAAACUAAAGUUUUUCAAAUAA
Messenger RNA from Hansenula ciferrii, 2787 nucleotides. Its product is annotated as GTPase-activating protein AGE1. The transcript has a single exon. Gene Ontology annotation, biological process: intra-Golgi vesicle-mediated transport. The record is from RefSeq and is a predicted model, not a curated record. Gene Ontology annotation, cellular component: endosome; trans-Golgi network. Gene Ontology annotation, molecular function: GTPase activator activity. NCBI's taxonomy places the organism in Eukaryota, Fungi, Ascomycota, Saccharomycetes, Phaffomycetales, Wickerhamomycetaceae. Bases 1 to 2787 code for a protein of 928 amino acids.